This is a messenger RNA of Vicia faba (fava bean), 1227 nucleotides long. Lineage: Eukaryota; Viridiplantae; Streptophyta; Magnoliopsida; Fabales; Fabaceae. The record is from the annotation of a GenBank genome assembly.
AUGGUUGUACAAUACAUGCGGCGGGUUAUUGAGAAGAAGGCAAAGUUUGAUAUCAUGAAACUGAACUGUGUUCUGGUUGCACCGAAGACAUUCAUUCCUGUUUUAUUUGGACAUGCAAGUGAUGACAAAUUCAUUCAGCCACACCACUCCGAUCUCAUCUCUGAAUCCUACGCGGGUGAUAAAAAUAUCAUAAAAUUUGAUGGCGACCACAACUCUUCUCGGCCACAAUUCUUUUAUGAUUCAGUUUCCAUUUUCUUCUACAAUGUCCUCCAUCCUCCUCAAGUUUCUAUUGCUGAAAAGCUCGAGAAAUAUUAUGAUUUGGGGGAUUUGAAACUCGGUUCCGGUGUGGAUGAGAGCGUAUUAUAUGAGAUUCUCUCUAGUCUACGGUCUACACCUACUGAUGCUGCAAGUUCAUCUUCUGCAUUUCCAACAAUAUCUGAAACAAAUUCAGUUACCGAACUUCUUUCGGAAGCAGCUCCACUGGCUGAUGCAGAGCCUUUGUUUGAAGAAGAUACGAGAGACAAAAAUGAUGAAGCCGCAAAUGUGCAGGGUAAGCUAAAUGGCCAGAUUGAAGAUUGUUGCUCAUAUACAAGCUCGACUAGAGAAAGUUGGGGAAGAUGUUCUUCUUUAGGAGGCAGUGAUCAAGAAUCUUUUGCAGAUUUAAGUGCUGAUGAUAAACACUCUCAGAAAGUUAGUGAUGAGAAUCGAGAAAGAGCGUUAAAUCCUCAACAUCCCUAUAGAAAGUCACGUUUAGGGUGUGCUCGUCUUGAAGCUGAUAUGGAGAAGUUAACAGAAGCUCUAUCUGAAGAAGAGAGACAAGACCUUGGUCCCACAAACAUAUUAUUUGAGGCUCUUAAUCUCCCAAACUACUCUGGACGUGUUAGGACUUAUGGUUUUGGGGUAUGUUCUAGGGACAUAUUACCACGCCAAAAUCGCCCCACACAAAUGGAUUUUGAAAAAUUGUAUGGCUUUUGUAAUUCACUCAAAAGUAGAUUGGAGGUGCUAGAGAGAGAAAAGAUUGAGAGAGAUAAGUUGGAUAGAGAGAAGCUAGAGAGGCAAAAAACUGAAGAAGUGGAAGAAAGGCAACAACCUAAACAAGUGUCAGAGAGGUUGCAACAACCUGAAAAAGUGGCACAGAGGCAACACCUUGAACAAGUGGUAGAAAGGAAACAACCAGAAAAAGUAGCUGAGAGUCGACUACCUAGUGAUAAAGGAUUUGGUAAUUAA